Molecule: messenger RNA, 1278 nt
Organism: Cannabis sativa
Lineage: Eukaryota; Viridiplantae; Streptophyta; Magnoliopsida; Rosales; Cannabaceae
Exons: 3
Coding region: 96-908 (270 amino acids)
Biological process (GO): protein desumoylation
Cellular component (GO): nucleus
Molecular function (GO): deSUMOylase activity
Source: RefSeq, a predicted model, not a curated record
GUAUGAAAUUUGAUAUUUAAAAGUGGACAUGAAUCUUUUGUAUUUGUGCUGUAAACUCUGUUAAAUCUAUGUUUUUAUUUAAAAUGUAAUCUAUUAUGUGUGCUUAUUGUGCAGAGCAAGUUACUUGGAAGAACGAUGACUGUGGAGAGGAUGGCGAAGGAGCAAGAGUGGUCCACUCUUUAUUACGAUGCAGAUUUGAGUUUAUGUCACACUGUAAUUUGCAUUUUCUUGAAACUUUUGUGUUGAAUCAAAUGUGUGUAGUUCAAUUUUCCAAUGACGUUGUUUGUUUUACUUUGUCGCAGAUGGUGGUACCCCUACUGGAUACCGAUAGUGCUCCGCACUGGUUUGCGGCGAAUGUGAGCAUGGUUAAUACAACAGUGGAAAUUAGGGACUCGUUGUCUUCCGCAAUGCAUAAGAGGUCACGUCGGAGCACCUGCGUAGAGAUGCUCCAGACUUUGGACCAAUUGUUUGCCCCUGUCAAGCCAGGAGACCUGAAUUUCAGCGAGUUUGUAAUUAUUUCUUCAAGCAAGGACUACCCACAACAACAAAAUGGCCACGAUUGUGGAAUGUUUGUAAUGAAGUACAUGGAAUCACUGUUCGAGGAAAAUGAAAUAUUGGAAGAGUUUGAUCCUAUUGAAGCCAGACUGGAUUGUGUUGGGAAAAUUGUCACCCACGAGAGUAACAAGGCUAAACAUGCUGUGAUGGAGGGAGUUAAGAAGCAAUUUGGAUUGAGCAAAACCAAAGUUCUUCCAUCAACAUCUACAACUAUACCAUUACGUAGUCCAUCAAGGUCUCCUCGAGACCCCCGAUUCAGCACAGCGAAGGCCAGGUCCGAAAACAUGUGGACUGGCAAGAGCAAGUCCCCGAAAACACGUCAUUCUAAAAGGCUGGCCAUAAGUAACAAGUAGUAUAUUACAAUGGUUACAAAAGUUACUUUAUGUAUAUAUUUACUAUGUUCAGUACAAUGGUUACAAAAGUUAGGUUUUAGGUCGUAAAUUAUAUUUAGUCAGUCAUGUUAUAUACUUGCAUCAUACUACUGUUAGGUGAUUUGGAAUUGCACUAAUGUUGGUGAUUUUAUAAUUUACUAUAGGGUAAGACUUGUGGUAGUUUUUAGAAUUUGGUGGAACUGAUUAUUAUUAUUGUAUGGUCAUUAUUACUAUUAUUGUGAAUAUUAUUUCGGUUGUUAUACUUUGCCAUUACUAUUAGGUUUUGGAUUUUUUUUUACCAUAACAAUAUGUGAAGUACAUUAUUCUGAAAAUGAAACUAACCAAUUUUACA